Molecule: messenger RNA, 2316 nt
Organism: Nicotiana tabacum (common tobacco)
Lineage: Eukaryota; Viridiplantae; Streptophyta; Magnoliopsida; Solanales; Solanaceae
Product: pyruvate kinase isozyme A, chloroplastic
Biological process (GO): glycolytic process
Molecular function (GO): pyruvate kinase activity; potassium ion binding; magnesium ion binding
Source: RefSeq, a predicted model, not a curated record
UUUCUGCUCUCUCCCUCUGUUUCAAACAACUACUUUUAGACAUGUAAUGUAACUGUUCCCUACUCACUUUACGACAUUGGUUGGACCCCCCCUCUAUGUUUACUAGGGUUUUUCUGUUUUUUUUCCUAACUAAAACCCUUCUUCCAUAUAAAGCAUAUGCUUUUUUAAUACAAAAUCCGUAAUACUUUUUUAUUAUUCUCCUCCGUGUACCUUGUAAACUCCACAGAAAGAAAGAAUUUAUGUUAUCUAGGUGCUAGGUACAAAAUCUUGGCGGAGUUCUCAAUCUGUUUCCUAUAUAGUUAAUAGCUUACUAAUUUGACAACAACAACAAGUUCUAUUAUUUUUAGAAUUUUUUUAGGCCUUAACCUUUGAUAAAAAAUUUCAGGGGUUUUGGUUUUACUCCUAAAUAUGGCAGUAGUGGGAGAUUUAGCUUUGAUGGGGACUAAGAUCAGUCCAAACAAGUUAAUUAGUAAAUUGGAGAAAAGGGUGUUUGGUGUUCCAGUUUCUUCAAGUCAAAGGUUUAGUUUUUCUCAUGCUAGAAAUUUGGAAGUUAUAAAAAAAUCAAGAAUUGCUGUCAAAGCAGUGAUGCAAGUGGGGUUGGAGAAAAUUCAAAGUUCAAGUGAAUUGAAGAGUUUAAAAGAAGAGUAUUUAGGCUUUGAUGUGGUGACAGAAAGGGAACUAAAGGAAAAUGGAUUUUUGGGGUUAAGGAAAACAAAGUUAGUUUGCACAAUUGGACCAGCUUGUUGUUCUUUGGAUGAGUUGGAGAAGUUGGCUUUGGCAGGUAUGAAUGUGGCUAGGCUAAAUAUGUGUCAUAAUUCAAGGGAAUGGCAUCAAGAUGUGAUUAGGAAAAUUAAGAUGUUGAAUCAAGAAAAAGGUUAUAGUGUAUCAGUCAUGAUUGAUACAGAGGGGAAUCAAAUACAGGUGGUUGAUCAUGGCUCUUCAUCUUCUGUCAAAGCAGAGGAGGAUUCAAUCUGGUACUUUACUACUGAGAAGUUUGAAGGUUCUCGUCCGUUUACAAUUCAGGCAAAUUAUGAAGGUUUUUCUGAAGGUGUCAAUCCUGGUGAUGAAAUUGUCAUAGAUGGAGGAAUGGCAACCUUUGAAGUUACUGAGAGAGUUGGGAACGACUUGCGGUGCAAGUGCGUAGACCCUGGUCUGCUUCUGCCUAGAGCUAAAUUGAGUUUUUGGAGAGAUGACAAGCUUUUAGGAAGAGAUUGUGAUCUCCCCACUUUGUCACCAAAGGAUUGGUCUGACAUUGUUUUUGGAAUAUCUGAAGAUAUCGAUUUCAUUGCCGUUUCAUUUGUAAAAGAUGCUGAUGCAAUCAAGCAUCUGAAGGCCUACCUCGCAACUAAAUCCUCCAAGGCAAUAAAAGUGUUGGCAAAGAUAGAGAGUGUAGAGUCUCUCCGAAGGUUGGAGGAAAUUGUUGAGGCUUCUGAUGGGAUUAUGAUAGCAAGGGGAGAUCUUGGAGUAGAGAUUCCACUUGAACAAAUUCCAUCUGUUCAGGACGAUAUUACUUAUGUUUGCAGGCAGCUCAACAAGCCCGUUAUUGUCGCCUCUCAACUUCUGGAGUCAAUGGUUGAAUUCCCAACUCCAACACGAGCAGAGGUUGCAGAUGUUUCUGAAGCGGUUCGACAGUAUGCUGAUGCAUUGAUGUUAUCUGGUGAGUCAGCCAUUGGAUCAUAUGGAAUGAAGGCUCUUUCUGUCUUGCGAACAACUAGCACCCGAAUGGAACAAUCAUGUCGUGAAGAGAACAGGCAAACUUUGUUGCAUCAACGUAAACUUGGAGUAUCUUUGCCAGAUCAAAUUGCUGAGCAAAUCUGCAAUUGUGCAGUGGAAAUGGCUGACAACCUAGGGGUGGAUGCUAUAUUUGUAUACACAAGGCACGGGAAGAUGGCGUCUCUUCUUUCACGAAACCGUCCAAAUCCUCCUAUAUUUGCAUUCACAAAUGACAACAGCACUCGGAUGGCUCUCAAUUUGCAGUGGGGAGUUACUCCCCUACUCACUGACCUGUCCGAUGACAUGGAAGCUAACGUUAAGAAAACUGUCGAACUUAUAAAAGCUAAGGGGAUGAUAAAGGCGGAUGAUGCUAUUUUGGUGGUAUCAGAUAUCAUUCCAAUUUCUACUGCCCAGACUAUUUUCCAGUCUAUUCAGGUGAUGACCAUAGCUUAGGAUAUUUUUAAGCAGACAUUGCAUAGUGAUUUCUUGUGUACUUGGAAGAUAGUCAUUUUACUAUUUUGAGGACAUUACUUUGUUGUAUACUUUGGCCAUGAAGGAUGUCAUAAUCUAUUCAUAUCAAGGAAAGCUAGUUGUGGAACUUCA